AUGCAAGGAAAAAUAUUCAUUGUAAUUAGUUUACUGUUUGCUUAUGGUAUUCAUUACUAUUGGUUAUUAUUGCUCAUAAGUAAUGGAUAUGGAGCUAAAUAUAUGUGUUCAUCAAUAUUUAUAGCUGGUCAUAGUGAACAACAACAACGUACCGAAGAUCUUGAUAUGUUUCCUAUGAAAUAUGCAACGUUUACUGUAAAUAACACUGAUUUAUCAGUAAGUGCUUCGCUAUUUGGAUUCGCUCAACGUAAAGCUAUUUAUCGCCACGGACUCGGUGUAACACUGAUUAGUGAAUUAACAGAAGACCAAAUUCAUGCGCAAACAUUCAAUAUAUCUAUACCACCUGAUAUAAACCAAGAUAAUAUACCAUGGCCUAUGGGUAAUAAAAUAGAUGAUGACAAUUUUCCAUCAAAUAUCAAUCAAACACUAUUGAAAGAUGCAAUAAACAGCUUGUUUAUUGAAAGAGAUCCAACUAAACUUAUACGUACACGAGCUAUAGUAGUUUUAUAUGAUGGCAAAUUGAUUGCAGAACAAUAUGCUCCUGGGUUUUCAAAAAUUUCAAAAUUUUUAGGUUGGAGCAUGACAAAAAGUGUCAUUAAUGCACUUGUUGGCAUUUUGGUGGAUGAUAUAAAAUUAAAUAUCGAUGAGCCUGCUCCAGUACUUGAAUGGAAUAAUACCAAUGAUCCUCGUCAUUCGAUAACAAUAAAAAAUUUAUUACAACAAACUAGUGGUUUGAAUUUUGAAGAAAAUUAUUAUUCGAAAAGCGAUGUGACACAGAUGUUAUUUCAUACAAGCGAUAUGGGUACAUUUGCUGCUUCACAUCCAUUAAAAAAUAAGCCAGGUACUGAAUGCUAUUACAAUAGUGGUAACACAAAUAUAUUAUCACGUAUUAUCCGUCAUACAGUUGGUGAAAGUGAAUAUCAUUCGUUUCCAUACCAAAAAUUAUUUUAUAAGCUUGGUAUGAAUAGUUUUAUUAUGGAAGUUGAUGCAUCAGGCACUUUUGUUGGUUCGUCAUAUUCAUGGGGUACUGCUCGUGAUUGGGCACGAUUUGCUGGUUCUAAUCAAUAUGGUGAAUAUGGAUUUCAUUUUUGGUUAAACACAGGUAAAACUAAUGAUUCGACAACACGACGAUUUCCAAACGUACCUACAGAUAUGUUUUAUGCAAGUGGUUUUGAUGGACAAUCUAUAUUUAUAAUUCCAUCUAAGAAAUUAGUAGUUGUUCGUCUUGGUUUAACAAAAUCACCCGAUGGAGAAUAUGGAGCAAAUGAAUUUUUAAAAAAUAUUAUUAGUUCAAUUCAAUAA
This is a messenger RNA of Rotaria sp. Silwood1, 1302 nucleotides long. NCBI's taxonomy places the organism in Eukaryota, Metazoa, Rotifera, Eurotatoria, Philodinida, Philodinidae. The record is from the annotation of a GenBank genome assembly.